This is a messenger RNA of Bombina bombina (fire-bellied toad), 3418 nucleotides long. RefSeq names its product SPNS lysolipid transporter 2, sphingosine-1-phosphate (gene SPNS2). The transcript is spliced from 14 exons. Bases 176 to 1738 code for a protein of 520 amino acids. NCBI's taxonomy places the organism in Eukaryota, Metazoa, Chordata, Amphibia, Anura, Bombinatoridae. Gene Ontology annotation, biological process: lipid transport; sphingosine-1-phosphate receptor signaling pathway; transmembrane transport. The record is from RefSeq and is a predicted model, not a curated record. Gene Ontology annotation, molecular function: transmembrane transporter activity; sphingolipid intramembrane carrier activity. Gene Ontology annotation, cellular component: membrane.
UGUCAAGUGCCACAGUGCUGGGUGUAUUUGGAGAUGUGUAGCUGAAUCCUGACGGAUCCUUCUCAUACCAUCUUGUGCUGCUUUGUUUUAUUUGUUCAGCAGCACCAGAAGCAGCAACGUGAGUCUCUUGCACUCAGCUGCCCGGGAUCAGUGGAGGUGCUCCGGGCAGCAGCUCAUGAUGUGUCUAGAGAGUGACGGAACUGGCACGGGGGGUAGUAGUCAGGACUGUAUACCAGGAGCUGAGGAUGGUGAGGUGCAGACACUCUCUGGAAGGAUGAACCCGGUCACCACCUCCCUGGAUGGGAAAAGUCCAGAGAUGGAGAUUCCUGCAAGCUUAGCUGAUGUGCCCAAGAAGAACCCCAACCUUAGGAGAGCCAGGGUGGCAGCAGCUGGCAUUCUGAGUGUGGGAAACGUGCUCAAUUACCUGGACAGGUACACAGUAGCAGGGGUUUUACGGGACAUCCAGCAACACUUUGGAGUUAAAGACAGUGGAGCUGGACUGCUGCAGACUGUUUUCAUCUGUAGCUUCAUGGUGGCUGCACCGAUAUUUGGCUAUUUAGGAGAUAGAUUCAACAGAAAAGUGAUCCUGAGCUGUGGUAUAUUUUUCUGGUCUGCUAUCACUUUUUCAAGUUCAUUCAUUUCAAAACAGUACUUCUGGCUCCUUGUACUCUCGCGAGGUCUAGUAGGUAUUGGCGAAGCAAGUUAUUCUACCAUCGCUCCCACCAUUAUUGGGGACCUGUUUACCAAGAACACCCGCACGCUUAUGCUAUCAGUCUUCUACUUUGCUAUCCCUCUUGGAAGCGGUUUAGGAUACAUUACUGGCUCAAGUGUUAAGCAAGUGGCAGGGGACUGGCGCUGGGCACUGCGGGUUUCUCCAGUGCUGGGCAUAAUAACAGGGACUCUGAUAUUGAUAUUUGUGCCAAAAGCAAAAAGAGGACAUGUGGAUCAGCUUAAGGCUAGGACGUCCUGGGUCCGAGACAUGAGAGCUUUAAUGAAAAACCGCAGUUAUGUUUUUUCUUCACUGGCAACGUCUACAGUUUCUUUUGCCACUGGGGCUUUAGGAAUGUGGAUACCCCUCUAUCUGUAUAGAGCGCAAGUAGUGCAGAAGACAGUAGAACCUUGCAACUUUGGACCAUGCAGCAGCAAGGACAGUUUAAUAUUUGGAGCAAUCACGUGCAUCACAGGAUUUCUUGGUGUGAUAGCAGGGGCCGGAGCAACUAAAUGGUGCCGGCUAAAAACGGAGAGAGCCGACCCUCUUGUCUGUGCUGUAGGGAUGCUGGGCUCUGCAAUCUUCAUCUGUCUGGUCUUUGUUGCUGCUAAGAGCAGCAGCAUAGCUGCUUAUAUUUGUAUAUUCGCUGGAGAGACUCUCCUGUUCUCCAACUGGGCAAUAACGGCUGAUAUGUUAAUGUAUGUGGUCAUACCAACACGUAGAGCAACUGCAGUCGCUUUGCAAAGCUUUACUUCACAUCUUCUUGGAGAUGCUGGUAGCCCAUACUUGAUUGGAUUUAUUUCUGACCUCAUCCAGCAAAGCACCACUGAGUCUCCUCUCUGGGAAUUCCUGAGCCUUGGUUAUGCACUCAUGCUCUGCCCUUUUGUUGUAGUUCUGGGAGGGAUGUUUUUCUUGGCCACAGCACUUUUUUUCUUAGAGGACCGUGAAAAAGCUGACCAGCAAGAGCCCUGCUCAGAUCUCUUCACUGUUGGCAGCUGUAGUGACUCAGAAGAAGCUUCCAUCUUGUAGCUUUUAGGGUGAGUCAACUCAUGAUGCCACCAGCUUCUGUGAAAGUCUGAUAAGGUCAGUACAAGGGAUAUAACAAAGGUUUUGGAGUCAUCUCUCAAAACAAUCCUACAAGAAGACAAUCUGAGAAGAUUCACAAAUUUAUGGUAUUCUGGAUGAGUGGCUGACAGUUUCAGAAUGCCUGAGAUAUCCAGCCAAUCAAAACUGCCCUAAAAUUCCUUUGCAUAAUGCGGACAUGCAUAUUUUAGCAAGUAAUGAAGGAUUUGAACUAUGCAAAGUGACUCCGGAUAUGUGAAGUGCUUGCUGCCAGCGGCAAAUGAUAUGUUUCAUGAUGUAAAGUGACCUACUGAAAUUGCACCAUUCCACAAAAGCUGUUGGCCAGUUGUGGUCGCUGGACAAAACUGAAGAAUGGCCGUUAAUUUAAAUGAAAAUCUCACCGUUAAUCCCUUCCUUUUUGGAGAAAAGGUAUGGGACACAAACACUGAAGGGUUAAAUCUUUUAAUUAUUUUUUUUGAAGGAUUCUUUGUUUCAGAUGAAGCUUCUAUAUGUAUAAUAGAUGUAUAUACAUUUGUAAGAGAGAAAAAAACGUGUAUAUAGUUAUAUAGAGAUAUAUAUGUAUAUAUUUUACACAAAUCUGCUCUAUUUAAUACUUGGUCAUCCAAAAUCAUCAGCGUUUCUACAGAUAAUGGGUAUUUAUUGAAUUAAGUUUCCAGUGACACCGUGAAGAGAUUAAAGGGAUAGUGUACUGAAAAAAUAUUUUUCCCUUAAUGUGAUUCCAGUGACUUGUUAUACUAGCUGCAAAGUAUGAGAAAUGGCUUCUUUAUGUUUAUUUUGUAUUUGAAAUAACUGGGGGUGGUUUCUUUGAAACUAAAAACCGUUAAAAUGGGUUGAGCAGGAAGGGAGAUCAGAUUUCCUUAUUUAAUCCCUUUCUGUACACAAACUUACUUCUCUAUAUUAGCUCUGUUUGUAUACCAAAGCCCAAUACUUAGAGAGAACAAAUGAAAAUUAACAUUUUAUUGCUUAUCUCUUUCCUCUCACAGGGUGUGUAAUUUCUUCUGGCUAUGUUUUACACAGCUUUUAUAGAGCCAAUACUUAAGUAUAGAAACUUUCAUUGUAGGUAUAGAUACCACAGGCAAGCUAUUUCAAAUGUCAAUAUAAAAGUAAAUGUGUUAUUUGUAAACAAUUGAAUAUACUCCAGCAGGUAAAAUGGAUCAUUGGGAACAAGGGGUGAAAAAUUUAAGGUUAACUGUCCUUUUAAGAAAUGGCUAGUCUUUCCAUGUUAUUGGUGUACAUAGCUACUAAAAUGUACUGUAUAUCUUCUGGUUGUUAAAUAUGAGUAUGAAGGAACACAAACACCAUUUGACCUCAUGUUUGCUUUACACAGUGGUAUUUAAAACAACUUUAUUAGCAGUAUUGAAUAUUAAACCUGCCUCAACAGUUUAUUUAAAGGGACAUAGUACUCAAAGUGGUCUGUGAUGCAUCUGACCCAUCUGCUUUUACACAUCAAUUUUUUUUGACUGAAAACAUGUUAUGUAAAAGUUGUUCAAAGUGAUACUAAUACUGACUUAAAUGCGCACAGAACUCUUCAUAAACAUAAAAAACCCAGCAAUUGCUGUUUGCUUCUAAUGACUUUCAGAUUCUGUUAUAUUUGCUUGAAUAAUUUAUAAUACAAUCAUAAAACUA